This is a messenger RNA of Macaca mulatta (Rhesus monkey), 2358 nucleotides long. It is a transcript of the gene ZNF589, whose product is annotated as zinc finger protein 589. NCBI's taxonomy places the organism in Eukaryota, Metazoa, Chordata, Mammalia, Primates, Cercopithecidae. The record is from RefSeq and is a predicted model, not a curated record. Gene Ontology annotation, biological process: positive regulation of reciprocal meiotic recombination; regulation of DNA-templated transcription. Gene Ontology annotation, molecular function: recombination hotspot binding; histone H3K36 methyltransferase activity; zinc ion binding. Gene Ontology annotation, cellular component: nucleus.
GGCAGGCUGCGCGCCGCGCGGUGACGCACUUCCUCCAGUUGUGCUUCUUCUGGCGCCGCCAGUGGCCCGCGGUGCGCGUUCGAAUCCGUUUCAGACACGGUGGUGCUACUUCGUUUGGUCCGUGCGUGCGCGCGCAGAUGUGGGCCCCGCGGGAACAGCUUCUGGGCUCGGCUACUGAAGCUCUGCCUGCCAAGGAUUCUGCCUGGCCUUGGGAAGGGAAGCCUAGAUAUCUGGGACCAGUGACUUUCGAGGAUGUGGCUGUGCUUUUCACUGAGGCAGAGUGGAAGAGACUGAACCUUGAGCAGAGGAACCUAUUCAAAGAAGUGAUGCUGGAAAAUCUCAGGAAUCUGGUCUCGUUGGCAGAAUCAAAGCCAGAAGUCCACACCUGCCCUUCUUGCCCUCUGGCUUUUGGCAGUCAGCAAUUCCUCAGCCAAGAUGAGCUACACAAUCAUCCCAUUCCAGGUUUCCAUGCAGGAAAUCAACUCCACCCAGGAAACCCCUGCCCAGGGGAUCAGCCACAGCCACAAUGUCCUUCUGAUAAAAAUCACAGGGGGGCUGAAGCAGAAGAUCAACGAGUGGAAGGAGGCGUCAGACCCUUGUUUUGGAGUACAAAUGAGAGGGGGACUUUAGUGGGUUUCUCUAGCCUGUUCCAGAGACCACCAAUAAGCUCUCAGGGAGGCAACAGAAUAUUAGAGAUACAGCUCAGUCCAGCCCAGAAUGCAAGCUCUGAGGAAGUAGACAGAAUUUCCAAGAGGGCAGAAACCCCAGGGUUUGGAGCAGUCAGGUUUGGAGAGUGUGCACUAGCUUUUAACCAGAAGUCAAACCUGUUCAGACAGAAGGCAGUCACAGCAGAAAAAUCUUCAGACAAAAGACAGUCACAGGUGUGCGGGGAGUGUGGGCGCGGCUUUAGCAGGAAGUCACAGCUCAUCAUACACCAGAGGACACACACAGGAGAAAAGCCUUAUGUCUGCGGAGAGUGUGGGCGAGGCUUUAUAGUUGAGUCAGUCCUCCGCAACCACCUGAGUACACACUCUGGGGAGAAACCUUAUGUGUGCAGCCAGUGUGGGCGAGGCUUUAGCUGCAAGCCAUACCUCAUCAGACAUCAGAGGACACACACAAGGGAGAAGUCAUUUAUGUGCACAGUGUGUGGGCGAGGCUUUCGUGAAAAGUCAGAACUCAUUAAGCACCAGAGAAUUCACACAGGGGAUAAGCCUUACGUGUGCAGGGACUGUGGCCGAGGCUUUGUAAGGAGAUCAUGUCUCAACACACACCAGAGGAUACAUUCAGAUGAGAAGCCUUUUGUUUGCAGAGAGUGUGGGCGAGGCUUUCGUGCUAAAUCGACUCUCCUCCUACACCAGUGGACACAUUCAGAGGUGAAACCUCAUGUGUGUGAGGAGUGUGGGCAUGGAUUUAGCCAGAAGUCGACGCUCAAAUCACAUCAGAGAACACACUCAGGAGAGAAGCCUUAUGUGUGUGGGGAAUGUGGGCGGGGAUUUAGCCGGAGGAUAUUCCUCAGUGGACACUGGAGGACACACACGGGAGAGAAGCCUUACACGUGCUUUGAGUGUGGGCGAAACUUUAGCCUCAAGUCCGCUCUUAGUGUACAUCAGAGGAUACACUCUGGGGAGAAGCCUUAUGCGUGCGCGGAGUGUGGGCGCGGCUUUAUCACAAAAUCACAGCUCAUCAGACACCAGAGGACACACACAGGAGAAAAGCCUUAUGUCUGCGGAGAGUGUGGGCGAGGCUUUAUCGCUCAGUCAACCCUCCACUACCACCGGAGUACACACUCCGGGGAGAAACCUUAUGUGUGCAGCCAGUGUGGGCGAGGCUUUCGUGAUAAAUCAGCUCUCCUCGCACACGAGCAGACACAUUCAGGGGAGAAGCCUUAUGUGUGUGGGGAAUGUGGGUGGGGAUUUGGCCGGAAGAUACUCCUCAGCAGACACUGGAGGACACACACAGGAGAGAAGCCUUACGCGUGCAUGGAGUGUGGGCGAAACUUUAGCCACAAGUCCACUCUCAGCUUGCAUCAGAGGAUACACUCGGGGGAGAAGCCUUAUGCUUGCACGGAGUGUGGGCGAGGCUUUAGGAGGAAGUCACAGCUCAGCAUACACCAGAAGACACAUUUGGGGAAAAGCUUUAGAGGUGCAAGGAGUGAGGAUGUGAUUUUCGCAAGUCAGCCAUCAGCCGCACCAGCAGAAAUGCUCAGGGAGAAGCCUUGUUUGUAAGGUAAUGUGGACAGAGCUGUACGUGGACAUCAUUCCUUGUCACAUGUCAGAGGACACACUCGGGAGAAGCCUUCUUCAUGGAGUGAGAGUAAAGUGUUGGCUGGAAGUGGCCCCUUAAGAGAUACUGGGAGUC